This is a messenger RNA of Sesamum indicum (sesame), 1120 nucleotides long. RefSeq names its product initiation factor 4A-like protein. The record is from RefSeq and is a predicted model, not a curated record. NCBI's taxonomy places the organism in Eukaryota, Viridiplantae, Streptophyta, Magnoliopsida, Lamiales, Pedaliaceae.
GAAAAACAUGAAGUAAUGUGUGCCCGACGGAUACUCCGAACGCAACGCAAACUAUAAAGAAACUGAAGAGCAAACUUUUGGCGGCGAUUCUGCCGACUGAGAAGUGAGAAUAAAUGGACGUCGCUGAAUCUCCUCUAUCCACAUCUCCUUCGCCGCCCUCUUCUUUCAGCCCACAACGCCAUUUCUACCUUGCCGUGGACAGACUUCAAUUCAAAAUGGAAACACUGGUGGAUCUUUUAGGCAUGGCUGGGCGGCGCCCUUGCCUUCCAAUGGUUGUGUGCUGCAGCACUCGUGAUGAGCUUGACGCCGUCUGCUCCAAUGUCUGUAAUCUAUCGUCUUAUAUUUCUAUUUCGUCACUGUACAGUGACCUUUCAGAAGCAGAUAGAGCGCGGGUUCUGGAGGAUUUUCGGCAGGCAACAGUGAGAUGGAAUAAGUUGGGAAGAGAGAAAGCUGAUGAGGAGGCAGAAAAGGAAGAGCAGCAGAAGUCACACGUGCUUGUUGUUACGGAUGCUUGCCUUCCAGUUAUUGGCUCCUCGGAGUUGCCCGUUAGCGCUCGCAUUUUGAUCAAUUAUGAGCUGCCAACAAAGAAGGAGACAUAUAUGAGGCGCAUGUCAACUUGUUUGUCAGCAGAUGGUAUAGUGAUCAACAUGGUUGUUGGGGGAGAAGUGGUGAUUCUUAAAAGCCUUGAAGAAAGCAGUGGUUUGAUCAUAGCUGAAAUGCCUAUACAUACAUUUGCUUCAUAUGAGUCAUGUCUGCAUCACCAUACUGGAGGGCUGGUGGGGACCAGGAUGUAUAUGAGGAGUGAAGUUCCUUUUGUGAUGCUUUUCGGGGGAGUUCAGAGAAGGCCCACUUUAGCAAUAAUGAACUGUACCAAAUGUUUAAGAAGUCCGAGAACUGCUGGAUCCUUCCGUUAUAUGAUGAAUUGUUAAGCAUCCCAACAAGAUUUCUUUACAUGGUUUCCUUGUUUGGCUUCUGCUAUACAAUAGUAGGUUAGCCCCUUCUUGGUGAAAAUGGCUGGAAAAUACCAUAAUGAAUUUUUUACGAACUGUCAAGUAUGUCUAUUAGAAUAGAACAGAGUCAAACAAUACUGUCUUGCUAUGGUAAUCAAUUGUGAAAUUGA